Wyeomyia smithii (pitcher-plant mosquito) is the source of this 612-nucleotide messenger RNA. It is a transcript of the gene RpS23, whose product is annotated as 40S ribosomal protein S23. Gene Ontology annotation, cellular component: ribosome; cytosolic small ribosomal subunit. The transcript has a single exon. The coding region runs from base 68 to 499 and encodes 143 amino acids. The record is from RefSeq and is a predicted model, not a curated record. NCBI's taxonomy places the organism in Eukaryota, Metazoa, Arthropoda, Insecta, Diptera, Culicidae. Gene Ontology annotation, biological process: translation. Gene Ontology annotation, molecular function: structural constituent of ribosome.
UUGACAACCGCAGCAGCUCUUUUCCAUCCGAGUGUUUGUUCGGUUCGGACGCCAUUUGUGAGUAGAAAUGGGUAAACCACGUGGAAUUCGUACGGCUCGUAAGCACAUCCGUCACCGGCGGGACCAGCGCUGGGCCGAUAAGGACUACAAGAAGGCCCAUUUGGGAACCCGCUGGAAGUCGAACCCCUUCGCUGGGGCGUCCCACGCCAAGGGAAUCGUUCUGGAGAAGGUCGGUGUCGAAGCUAAGCAGCCCAACUCUGCUAUCCGUAAGUGUGUCCGAGUGCAGCUCAUCAAGAACGGCAAGAAGAUUACCGCAUUCGUACCCCGGGACGGUUGCCUGAACUACAUCGAGGAGAACGACGAAGUACUGGUCGCUGGUUUCGGCCGUAAGGGUCAUGCCGUCGGUGACAUCCCCGGUGUCCGGUUCAAGGUGGUGAAGGUGGCCAACGUUUCGCUGCUGGCUUUGUACAAGGAGAAGAAGGAGCGACCCCGUUCGUAAAAGGAUUCUUACGAUAAGAGUUUCAAAACUUAGAAAUUAUAAGCUGUAUAUGUGAGGAGUGAAGGGAAACCGGAAUACACAAGCUUUCGCGAGGAAAGGUUAUCGAGUCCGUA